UAGCUGCUUUGGUUUGUGUAGCAGCAAUAAGAAAACGAAAACAUUAUUGCUUCCAAAGUCAAUUCUCGACACGUACAGAAAGAAGAAGCGUUAAUAAUUCACGACAUCGAAAAAGGAAAGCAAAGUUCGGAAUAAAAACAUUUGUAAUAUUUUUAUGCUUUUUCCAUCAAAGUGUAAAGAAAAAUUGUAAACAAGGGACGUACUUACCAACACCUGUGGUGACACAGGACUACAAGGUGGUGAGAGGAAACAGGCAGUGCAGAAAAAGUGUAAAAAUUUAUUUGUUCGCAAUCUGUGCUUGAAUAAAUUAAUAGCACAGGCUAAAGUGGGGACACAAACACAACCAAGGCGGCGAUAAGGCCACGACGAUAAUAUGUAAAAUUAUAAAUUGCAACAAAAUUUAUAGAUUAACGCAAAGCUCAUACAAGUCGGAUUGAAUGUGCAAUAUAUAUCAAAUAUCAGUGGUGCCUAAGCCCAACUCAGUGUACUCGACUCAAGGUUGGUUAUCAAGUAAUAUACGACAAUUUCAGGUGAAGAAACUGCACGUCAUUGGUCACUGACCCACUAACUGUUCUAUUAUUUGUCUUGUUCGUUUAUUACUCUUUACAAGACAAGGUUUUUAUAAAUUAAGAAAACCAGAAUACAUUAAAAAUGUCUGUGCGCACCAAAGUACUUGGAUUAGUGGACGUAAUGAUGCGUGUACCACCAAUAUUAGUCAUAGAUGAGGUACUCAAAAUUAGUAUGGGACUACCAACUCGUUUUUAUCCCGCACCAGCUGAUCCGAGUUUACUGACCGCCGAAUUUACAGCAAAUCAAACACCGAGUAACACCAAAGUUACGGUAUCGUCAACGGCUUUUACGGAGCUCAGCAAUGCCAGCCUUAUAAAUAGCACUAGUGGCGAUAAUGCAGGUGGCGAUAGCCCGCUAGAGCGUGCCAUAAUUAAUGCAUCCGCUACAGCCGCCACAAGUGGUGUCCUUAGCAGUUCGUUUGGCCACAUGAUGAAUGAAUUGUCGCAGGACACAUUUCUAUCAGAUGUGUUGUCGAUAACAUCGGUGAAGUUUAUUGUCUGUUUAAUUGUUUUUCUCAGUGCUGCUUGCAUAUUUAUGCUAUGGACACGGCAUUUGGUGAUGGUGUACAUGUUUGUGAUAUCAUUGGGUUUGACAUUUAUAUCAUAUUGGUCAAAUGUAUCUGCGCUAGCAUUAAUGGAAAAUUCGCCGUGCUUGUUAGAAGAUGUUCUUUCAUUAAAUACAGCACGACUGCUUGAUACAGGCGGUAUAGCUUUAUCGAUAUUGCCACACCUAGUGGCGCAAUGGUUUAUGGGUAUGCUCUUCGCUUAUGUGCAUUUAGGACCGCGUUAUCCAACGAUACAAAAAAUUAUGCCAGUUGUAUUUGCCGGCCCAAUAUUUUUAGCAAUGUUACCAUUACCACCGCGCAUUAUCAAAGACUUACCAGUGCUAGCCGGUGCAGUACCGUUAAUACUGACGAAAAUGACAAUGCUUAACAGUGCUGUCGACGCUGCCAAGACUGUUUAUAAUGGCUAUCAAUAUGCAAUGAAUUUUGUGUCGAAUUUUGGUUUAUCCGCAUUGAUCGAAAAUGAGUGGCAACGUUUGAAUGUGCCGAGUGUGCUGCGUGUCUUUUGGAGUAUAAGAAUUGGCCAGGAAUUAAUUUCCUUAGUACUGCUCUCAGAUAGCACUGCACCAUUAGGCUUCUUUCCCACCAUGCAGAAACUAUUGGUCGAUGGCUGUGAAACACUCACUGCCGUAUUGGGUAUGACUUCGAUAAUAUCGGUGAUUUGUCACUAUAUUGGUCGCGGGUUCCAAUGGUAUCUCUUAACAUUCGACAAUGAUGAGGAAAAAUCCUUGGGUACUGUUUCAGCGGUACUCUUCUAUAUACUCGCCCUACAAACAGGACUGACCUCUUUGUCGCCCGAUAAGCGUUUUGUCCGUUUGUGUCGAAAUUUGUGCUUAUUGAUUACAGCUUUAUUGCAUUUCCUACACAACAUUGUCUCGCCGAUACUGAUGUCAUUGAGUGCGGCACGCAAUCCCUCACGCAAGCGACAUGUACGCGCACUUACCGUUUGCGGUUUUUUGGUUGUCACGCCGGUUUGUUUGCUUGCAGUGCUCUGGUCUCGUCACUCACCUUCCACCUGGUUGCUAGCGGUAACGGCGUUCUCGGUCGAAGUUGUUGUAAAGGUGCUUGUUUCACUGGCCACAUACACGCUAUUCCUGCUCGAUGCACGACGACAAACAUUCUGGGAGAAACUUGAUGAUUAUUUAUAUUAUGUGCGCGCCUUUGGUAAUUCUGUUGAGUUUUGCUUUGGUAUAUUGCUUUUCUUUAACGGUGCCUGGAUAUUGGUCUUCGAGUCGGGCGGUGCCAUACGUGCAAUCAUGAUGUGCAUACAUGCCUAUUUCAACAUUUGGUGUGAGGCUCGGGCCGGUUGGUCCGUGUUCAUGAAGCGACGCUCCGCGGUACACAAGAUCUCAGCACUACCCGAGGCGACUUCAGCGCAAUUGCGCGCCUUCGAUGAUGUUUGCGCUAUCUGUUAUCAGGAAAUGUACUCUGCCAAAAUUACACGUUGCCGCCACUAUUUCCACGGUGUAUGUCUACGAAAAUGGUUGUAUGUGCAAGAUCGCUGCCCACUAUGUCACGAGAUUAUGAUGUACACAGAUAAGAAUGACGAAAGCGAUGAACUGACGCCCAUGGAUAGUCCCACGCCGGCGCCUAUUCAUCAGUACAAUGAUGACAUCGACGAGGGUCACAUGUCCGGUUCGUCGAACUCAACGCCCAGAUUGACAAGUAAUAAUGCAACCAACGCAAACGCUGCGGCCACGACAUCUUCAGCUGCCGCUGUAGCCGCAGCCGCUGCCAGCAAUAGUACGCAAACAUUUCGAUGGUCACCUGACAUUGGUAUACAGGAAUAAAAACAUUUGGGGUAUAGUUAAAAAAAAAAAAAAAAAAAAAAUUAAACGAAAUUUAGAAAAAAACCAAACGAACUCUUGAAUCGGGUUGCAUGUGAAUGGGGGUGGGUGUGUCAGGCACAAAAAAAAAACAUUAAGAAGCAGAAGAAAAGACAUAAAGGCGUUGGAAAUGUAGAUAACUAGUGUGUACUUAUGUAAAGCGCAAUACAUUUAUUUCGUAUGUAAAGCUAACAAUUUGAAUAUGUUAUGAUUCCAACAUAAUAUAUAUAUUAGCUGUAUAAGAGCUAAUUUUAUUUCUUGCGGUUCAAGCAACUACCCGAAAAAGGCAAGCUAUUUAGCAAGUAAUUGUAUAAAAAGAAAAAGACAAAUUCACGGCAAGCAAGCAGUAAAACAUAUGGCACAUACGCGCACACACACUCAUUCACUCACCACUAAAACCACGUUCGUGUUGCAGCAAUGACCACGGAAGAACGCGCACGAUUGGCGUUUACACUAGAUGAAAGCGGAUUCUUGCCGCCGUUGAUAACACAAUGCAUUGUUGUAGUUGCCGUACACACCUCAGCAAGGCUUACAACCCACAAAAACUCAAAA
Molecule: messenger RNA, 3510 nt
Organism: Bactrocera oleae (olive fruit fly)
Lineage: Eukaryota; Metazoa; Arthropoda; Insecta; Diptera; Tephritidae
Gene: Trc8
Product: TRC8 ring finger protein
Biological process (GO): ERAD pathway
Cellular component (GO): endoplasmic reticulum; endomembrane system
Source: RefSeq, a predicted model, not a curated record